Molecule: messenger RNA, 3921 nt
Organism: Naegleria gruberi
Lineage: Eukaryota; Heterolobosea; Eutetramitea; Acrasida; Naegleriidae
Exons: 4
Coding region: 1-3900 (1299 amino acids)
Biological process (GO): phosphatidylinositol 3-kinase/protein kinase B signal transduction; phosphatidylinositol-mediated signaling; cell migration
Cellular component (GO): plasma membrane; cytoplasm; phosphatidylinositol 3-kinase complex
Molecular function (GO): 1-phosphatidylinositol-3-kinase activity; 1-phosphatidylinositol-4-phosphate 3-kinase activity
Source: RefSeq, a predicted model, not a curated record
AUGAGGUUCUUUAAUCGUGGUGGAAAGAAGGACGAUAAAAACAAGAACAACGGUUCUACAACCACAACACCAGAUAAUAGCAGUGGUACCACUACUACAAAUGGAGGUCGUUCUGGUUCUACCACUCAAACACCUCCAAUUUCAACUGGAAUACAAGAUUCAACAGUGAGUGGUAGUCCUACUUCAAUGACUCCAACCUCCACUGUUGGUUCUGGUUCUUCUUCUUCAAAUGGUGGAGAAAAUUCACCAGCUACAGUAGCAGUAGUAGAAGGCUCUGGUGUCAAUGUAAAAUCACUCAUCACCAAGACCUUGACCUCUCUACAGGAAAUUUGGGAUAUUCACGGAGAGUUUUUGACUGUAACAGCAGAUGAAGAAGAUACUAAACAAAAACUUUCAAAAUUGACAAAAUCAGAAAUUAGAAAACACAUUGAUUUAUUAAUUGGUAAGAGAGAAGAGUGGAGUUCUGAGAGUGAUGAAGCUUUUGCCUAUCGAUACAAUAUUAGAAAGGCUCACGUUAUGAGUGAAAACAAAUCUAUAGAAAGAGGUGAUUUACUUCCACCUGUUUAUUUAACCUCUGAUACUACUUUUGAUCCGAGUAUUAAAUUCUUUUGUAAAGUAAAUUUAGUUGGAGACAAUUUCCAAAGAAUGGUUGAUUGUGAACCAUAUUCCUCUGCUGACGAUUUUGCCGAGUUGUUUAUUAACAAGAUUAACAAGUCACAUCUCUUGAAUAGAAGAAAGGAAGACUGGAUUUUUAAAGCUACUGGUACAUCUGAAUAUAUUUAUGGUAAUCAAAGAAUGAUUGAUUUUGAAGUGAUUAGAAGAUGUUUGAAACGUGGUAUUAAUCGUGUCCAACUAAACCUCAUGGACAAGGAAACUGUCUUGAAAGAAUUGGAUCCAUAUGAUAUGAAUUUGAGGACAACUGAAUAUGAUUUUGAUUUUAAGAGAACUCCAAGAUAUUCCAUGGAUGAUCAUGAAAGAUUCAAAAAGAUUCAAAAAGAUAUUAGAGGAAACAAGAAGCACAUCUUUUUGCAUUACAAUAGAUUCAAAGGAGUGCAAACAUAUAGUAGUUAUACAGAAGAUGAAUUUUCUAAAAACAGCUCUUCAACAAUUUUGGAUGACGAUGAAUGGAUUAGUAAGAUUGAUCAAACUGAUAAUAAUCACAAUUUGACACAAGCAAAUCUCACAAUGAGAGAUUCUUUAUUCAGGACUGAAGAAUUAAUUAGAGAUAAGAAGGCAUUCACAUUGUGGGAUAUUCAUCGUCCAUUCCGUCUUAAAAUUGUUGGACUUGAUAAUAUUCCACUCUCAGAAGAUAGAGCUAUUUACAUUACUGCUCAAGUUUUUUUAGGUGGAAUGCCGUUGACAAAUUGUCGUAUUACAAAGUGUGUAAUCCAAAAUAGAAAUCCACGCUUUAAUCAAUAUAUUACCUUCCCUGAAUUGUACAUUUCUGAACUCCCUCGAGAAGCUAAAAUUUGCAUUACAGCUUUUAGCAAACCAUACGUCCAAAAUGAUCCACACUUAAUUGUAUCAAAUAGAUCACCAACCAUUCAAGAUAUGACAAAACUUGCUAGUAGUACCAUCAAGAAGGGUGUUAUUACUGGUAAUGAAACACUCCAAAUUAAUACAGCAAAUACUCAACUUCAACUAGGAACAUCUCCAUCAAUGAUUUCAAAUCCAACUGAAAUUAUUGAUAUUGAUCAAUCUUCAGCUGCUUCUUCCAGUUUCUUGAACGGAGAUGAAGAAGAUAUUCUCGAACAUGAACAAGAACAAGGAGAAGGUGGUAAAAAAUCCAAGAAGGAUAAGACAAAUGUUCCUGUAGCUGGUAUGAAUUUCCAAUUAUUCAACUUUUGUGGAACUCUCAAACAAGGUGUUUAUUGUCUCAAAGUGGAACCAAAUAGAGAAGCCAAACCAAUCAUGACAAGUGGUGAAUCUAAGGAUAGCAAGAUUUCAAUGACUUUCAGUUUGGACGAAUAUCUGUUACCUAUUGUUUAUCCUGAUGAUGAAGAUAGUUUCUCUUCUAUAGUCACUACAGAUCAAACUAAUACUUCUUUCUCUGACACUCUCAACAGUCUUAAACAAACAAAGGACCAAUUGACAAGAUCACUUUCAACAACUGAAGGUGGAAUGUCAUUCAAUCCUCUUACUCAACCAAGAAAAACUCAAAUUCAAAACACAGGAGAACAAUCAAAACCAGUUGCUCCAAAUAGAUUCAAGAAGCAUUUACCAGAAAUAUUUAUCAAGAGAUUUGAAGAAUAUGUUGCCAAGAAGAAUAGUGAAAGUUUACCUCCAGGUAUUGCUGAAAAGAAAUUAGAAAAAGUUUUGAAUUAUGAUCCACUCAAGACACUCAACUCUGAAGAACGUUGGUUGUGUUUCCUCAAUAGAGACAAACUUAUUGCCAAACCAAAGGCUCUCUCCAAGUUCUUGCUUUCUGUACCUUGGAAGUUCCCUGAAGCAAGAUUGAUUGCCAAGGAAUAUUUGGCCAAGUGGAAUGCUAUUGAACCAAUAGAUGCAUUGGAAUUGUUGGAUCACAACUUUGGAGCCAGUUUUAUUAGAGAAUAUUCGAUAGGACGACUUAACCAACUCUCAGAUCAACAACUUUGUAACUAUCUUCUUCAAUUGGUUCAAACCUUGAAAUAUGAAAGUUAUCAUGACUCUUCACUUGCUAGAUUCUUACUCCAACGUGGUUUGAGAUCACCAAAUAUUAUUGGUCACAUUCUCUUUUGGCAUUUGAAGGCAGAAAUGUAUGUACCAUCUAUUAGAGAAAGACACGGUUUGAUUUUGGAAGAAUAUUUGAGAAAUUGUGGCUCUCACCGUAUCGCCCUGUUGCAACAAACAGGUGUACUUCAUCAAUUGAAUGUAAUUGCUGAGGGUGUUAAAAUAAUAGAUAAGGAAGAAUGUAAAGAAUAUGUUAAGACAUGUUUAGCAGAACUUAAACAUCCACCAAAAUUCAAAUUGCCACUCUCACCUCGUAUGGAAGUUAAGGGAAUUGAAGUUGAUAGAUGUCGUGUCAUGAGCAGUAAGAAGAAACCUCUUUGGUUGGUAUUCCAAAAUGCAGAUGCAACUGGUGACCCAAUUCAAGUCAUGUUCAAGGCAGGUGACGAUCUGAGACAGGAUUUGCUGACACUUCAAAUUCUUUCUAUUAUGGAUCAAUUGUGGAAGAAGAAAGGUCUGGAUCUUCACAUGAACCCAUAUGGUUGUAUUUGUACAGGAGAUCAACAAGGUUUUAUUGAAAUUGUCGUUGACAGUGACACUGUUGCUAAUAUUACUGCUGGUGAUACAGGAGGUAUUUCAGGAGGUAUUAAGGCUUUUACAAGUGCACCUCUUGAAAUUUGGUUGUUAAAGAAUAAUGGUGGAGUUAUUACUUCACCAGAUUAUGAGAAAGCUGUACAAAACUUUGCAUUAUCAUGUGCUGGAUACUGUGCUGCCACAUAUGUUUUAGGUAUUGGUGAUAGACACAAUGAUAAUAUUAUGUUAACUAGAAAAGGUGAUUUAUUCCACAUUGACUUUGGUCACUUCCUUGGUAACUUUAAAUCCUAUAAGGGUAUUUAUAAGAGAGAAACUACACCAUUCGUUUUUACUCCAAUGUAUGCCCAAGUUAUGAAAUCUUUUGAUUCUGAAAAUAAGGGAAAAUGUUAUUAUUCCACUUUUGAAGAGAAGGUUAUAGCUGCUUAUCAAAUUUUGAGAGAAAAUGGACAUCUGAUAAUGAAUCUUUUCCUUCUCAUGUUGGCUACUGGUAUUCCAGAAUUAACUUCAGUUUCUGAUAUCAAAUGGCUGCGUGAUUGUUUGGUUCUUGAUAAGUCACCAGAAGAGGCUGAACAACACUUUAGAGAUAAGAUUACAAAGGCUCUUGCAAACACAAAAUCCCAAUUCAACGACUUUGUCCACAUUGUAAAACAUAAAUAAAUAUAACCAUUUAAAUGUUAU